Microthlaspi erraticum is the source of this 864-nucleotide messenger RNA. NCBI's taxonomy places the organism in Eukaryota, Viridiplantae, Streptophyta, Magnoliopsida, Brassicales, Brassicaceae. The record is from the annotation of a GenBank genome assembly.
AUGAAGUUAGAGCACAAUGUGUAUGGCAGUGAUGCGUGUCUGGAGUCACUUAUCUCGUCUUGUCCAGUUCUUGAAGAUUUGAGCCUUGUUAGAAUGGUAACAGAUCAUCUCAAGGUUGUAAGAGUGUGCUCUCAGACAUUGACACGUUUUAAUGUGGACUAUAUGUUUGGUGAAGAUGAUGACUAUGUUGAUGAUUAUGAGAAACAAGGCUCAGGGGUUUUUGUUGAUGCCCCUAGACUCGAGUAUGUGAAGUGGCAAGAUGAUAUGUCGGAAAGUAAAGUCUUGACCAAUCCGGCUUCUUUAGCCAAGGUUAAUCUUGUUUACGUCUUCAAUGAGAGUGAUGUCGCUGAUGUAGUUGACUUGCCAAGGCGAAAUAUGGUUCGUAAUUUUUUCACAAGUAUUUCGAGAGUCAGUGAUAUGAAGAUCUCUGGCUCUACUGUUGAGUUUUUCUGUUACAACGUGGAACACGACCCAUGGCCUAAGUUUCGCAACCUCUCCUGUUUGAAAGUGACGUUUACUUUAUUAACUCUGGAUAUGAUGACAAAACUUCUUAAGAGCUUCCCGAAUCUAAAACAUCUCAUCUUGGUCCUGGAUUUUGAUCAUCCUUCGGAGGAUAAUGAGCUAAUAAGACUCUCAUCCGUACCUCGGUGUUUGGUGUCAUCACUCGAGUGUGUAGAGAUAAAAUAUUUCAGCGGAGGGCCUGCUAAAAUGGAAGUAGCAAGGUACUUUGUGGAAAACUCAGCGUUCCUCAAGAAACUUGUUCUGCAUUUCAGAUGUUCCAUGCUACAAGAAGGGUUCAACAUAUUGAUGGAUCUCCUUGCAUUGCCCAGACGAUCUAGCCAAUGCAGAAUCAUAGUUUGUUGA